Homarus americanus (American lobster) is the source of this 764-nucleotide messenger RNA. Its product is annotated as gamma-gliadin-like. The transcript is spliced from 4 exons. The record is from RefSeq and is a predicted model, not a curated record. NCBI's taxonomy places the organism in Eukaryota, Metazoa, Arthropoda, Malacostraca, Decapoda, Nephropidae. Bases 104 to 619 code for a protein of 171 amino acids.
GCUCACACAAACAGUUGCUCACACAAUCAGCUGUAAACUCUACCACCAUCACCAGUCUACGUUGCCACCCCUUCCUAAGUCUUUCAUCGACUUCACAGCCAAAAUGUCAGGGUUCUCCCAACUGCCUCCCGCCUGGAACAACCCUUCAGCAUCACCAUCUGCGCCGCCGUUAGACCCUAGCGCGUACUCCCAACUCCCGUUCCCCCAACAUCCACAUUCUCAACAAAUAUAUUCCCAACAGCCAUAUCCCCAACAGCCAAAUCCCCAACAGCCAAAUCCCCAGCAGCCAAAUCCCCAGCAGCCAUAUUCCCAACAGCCUUAUCCUCAACAGUCGUACCAGCAGCAACAGGGACAACCUUAUUCACAACAGAUGUAUCCACAGAAGCCUUAUCCUCAACAGGCGCCAUCGACACAAGUGGUGGUGGAGCAGCGUGACCCAUCGCCUGUGAUGCUACACACCCAACAGCCUCCAAUCAUCGUCCAGGAGAGAGUCGUCAUCAAUAACAGGAGGCCGUUGGUGGGUGCAGGAGUGGGUGCGGACUUGUUGUUCGGCAUGGCAGCGAGUAGAGGCCUCCGACACCAUCACCGUCACCACCAUCACCGCCACCACAGGCAUUAGUGUGGUGCUGGUGUCACGUGAGGAAAAAUGAUGAUGGUAACAGUCUCAGCAGAACCAGAAAGCACCCAACAACUCCACCAUUUACUACUGUAGACUUCUAAUUUAAAGUGUAUUUCUACAAGCAAAAUACACUUGAACAAACAGG